Messenger RNA from Ceratosolen solmsi marchali, 1513 nucleotides. RefSeq names its product calreticulin (gene Calr). Gene Ontology annotation, cellular component: endoplasmic reticulum membrane; endoplasmic reticulum. Bases 54 to 1274 code for a protein of 406 amino acids. The transcript is spliced from 8 exons. The record is from RefSeq and is a predicted model, not a curated record. Lineage: Eukaryota; Metazoa; Arthropoda; Insecta; Hymenoptera; Agaonidae. Gene Ontology annotation, biological process: ERAD pathway; protein folding. Gene Ontology annotation, molecular function: calcium ion binding.
UUACAUUAAUAUAUGAAAGAAUUAGUGAUCACGGAAACCUUUAAAAUUGUAAUAUGUUUCUAUUAAAUACAUAUCUUCUUAUUGUAUCUUUAUCAACUGUAUUUGCAGAAGUUUUCUUUGAAGAACAAUUUCUUGAUGAUACAUGGGAAAAGAAUUGGAUAUAUUCUGAACAUCCAGAACAAGAAUUUGGAAAAUUUGUUUUAAGUUAUGGAAAAUUUUGGAAUGAUCCAGAUAAUGAUAAAGGAAUACAAACUUCUCAAGAUGCAAGGUUUUAUGCUGCAAGUCGAAAAUUCGCUCCAUUUACCAACGAAGAAAAGUCGCUCGUUUUACAAUUUAGUGUAAAACAUGAACAAAAUAUCGAUUGUGGAGGAGGAUAUAUCAAAGUGUUUGAUUGUUCGUUAGAACAGAAUGACAUGCAUGGAGACAGUCCAUAUCUUAUUAUGUUUGGACCUGACAUUUGUGGACCUGGAACAAAAAAAGUACAUGUAAUUUUUAAUUAUAAAAAUAGAAAUCUUCUGAUUAAUAAGGAUAUACGUUGUAAAGAUGAUGUGUACACUCAUUUAUAUACACUCAUCAUUAAACCAGAUAAUACAUAUGAGGUUCUUAUUGAUAAUGAAAAAGUAGAAUCUGGUUCACUUGAAACAGAUUGGGAUUUUCUGCCACCAAAAAAAAUUAAAGAUCCUUCCCAGUCAAAGCCCACAAAUUGGGAUGAUAGACCUACAAUUCAAGAUCCAGAUGAUAAGAAACCUGAUGAUUGGGACAAGCCAGAACAUAUAUCGGAUCCCGAUGCUACAAAACCAGAAGACUGGGAUGAUGAGAUGGAUGGCGAAUGGGAAGCUCCUAUGAUUGAUAAUCCAGAAUUUAAGGGAGAAUGGAAACCGAAACAAAUAGAUAAUCCAAAAUAUGAAGGGCCUUGGAUACAUCCAGAAAUUGAUAAUCCUGAAUAUAUUCCCGAUCCAGAUUUAUAUAAAAGAAAAGAAAUAUGCGCCGUUGGAUUUGAUUUAUGGCAAGUUAAAUCAGGCACAAUUUUUGAUAACAUUCUUCUAACAGAUGAUCCUGAUUAUGCUCAACGAUUCGCAGAAAAUGUUUGGAAACCUACUAUUGAAGGAGAGAAGAAAAUGAAAGAAAGUCAAGAUGAAAAGGAAAAGAAGCAAAGAGAACAAGAAGCCAAAGAAAGUAUAGAAGAUAAAGAAGCUAUUGAUGAAGAUGAAGAUGAAGAUGAGGAGGUACAAAAUAAUGUAAUUCCAGAAGUAGAGGAACACGAUGAGCUGUAAGAUUACCAUUAUGAAGCAUAAUUUUAUUUAUAUUUACGAAAAUUUUCAUUAAAGAUGUUUAUAUACCAAUAUCUUAUAAAUGAAAAUUGAAUGCAAGGAAUGAUUGCCUUUGAGUCCUGUAAUCAUCAUUAAUUGUCAAACAUUUUUAAAAUGUACUUCCAACUUUUUCUACUUAUUAAAUUAAAUGUAAAGAUGUACAGUUUCAUUGAUAACAUAAAAUGAUUUUAUUUUAUAACUAA